AUGAAUCCCUAUCCAACGCCACCGGCACCAUGCGCUCGAUUCGACGGCAUAGUACACAUCCAACCUUCAAAGGAAGCAGCGGUGCUGUACGCGGAGUGGGCUGCGAAUUGCCCCUCAACCGACACAUACAUCCACAUGAACCUCUUUUGCGACGCGUCCAAGUCGCCUGAACAGGAUAAAGGGGGGAUUGCGGUGACAUUCUCGCAAUGGCUGCCGGGUGAGCCGGUGAAUCGGCCGGUGAUUCGAGCCGCCUGGCCGGUUACUCCGCUCUACGACCGUCGCUUAGGCGAGUUUCUCGCCUUGUCCGAGUGUCUCUUCGUCGCUACACAAGAGAUACUCCAGUUCUCGAACUGCCCGCUUCUCGCCGGAAAGACAGUUGUGGUGCGGAUCUUCAACGACAACAUGUACAAUUUGGAAUAUCUUCAAGGGACCAGGGUGCUCGACCAGGCAAUCAUGACGUUGGCCCGUCCGGUCCUCGAUUUGAUCGCCACCCAGUCGGUUGUCAUCCAGAAGUGCGGCGUCUCCGUCAGGCUGGAGGCUCACUGGAUACCCGGCCACGAGCACAACUAA
This is a messenger RNA of Thermothielavioides terrestris NRRL 8126, 570 nucleotides long. RefSeq lists its product as uncharacterized. NCBI's taxonomy places the organism in Eukaryota, Fungi, Ascomycota, Sordariomycetes, Sordariales, Chaetomiaceae. The coding region runs from base 1 to 570 and encodes 189 amino acids. The record is from RefSeq and is a predicted model, not a curated record. The transcript has a single exon.